UUAAAAUAUGUCCAUUUGUUGAUGAGAUAUUCUGCUAACAGACAUGCACAAUCGGCUGAGUUUCUGUUGACUCUUCCUCUCAUCCUGACUGUCGUGACGUGYUGCCGCAGCUCCAACAGAUUAUUGGCACGAGCAUCUCCAGGUGCAGGAGAGGCAGCAGGUUGCCGGGGCGCAUGUCCGUCAAAGCUGAAAAGGAGUCCUGGAUUGGUUGGUCUGCAGCCUCCUGCUGGGGGUCUCCCGGGGGGCCCCCUGGCUCCUCCUCCUCUCUCCAUCAGAGCCCUGCCUCUGCGCGCUGCGCUUGUUGCAGCGGGGAGUGCGCGCGGACGGCUCUCUGUGCGCUUUGGUCGGAUGAAAGUUGUGGACACCGCGGAGAUCCAGGGAAUCCUACUUCGGAGAGGAGUGAGGAGAGGCGGGGGAGAAAAGCGGAUGCUGAACAUCCAGACUCUUCGUGGGACUGCGCGCGUGAAACGAGGCGGAGAUAUCCGAGGCGUGAAAACGAGUUUGUGUUGAGCCGAGAGACCAAGGACACCCAACAGUAUGCGGUGCAAUUAUGGCAGGCAAGGAUAAGACCGUGGUGAGGACGCUGGAGGAUUUAACGCUCGAUUCUGGUUAUGGUGGAGCCGCGGACUCGGUCAGGUCGUCCAGCGUGUCGCUCUGCUGCUCCGACACGCACCAGUCCAUCCCGCAUGGGGGCAACUACUGGCAUCUGACGGAAUCCAUGCACAGCAGACACAACAGCUUGGACACUGUCAACACCGUCCUGGCGGAGGACACGGAGAUCCUGGAGGGCUCGGGACACAGCGCCAAGCUGCCCGAGCUGGACGAGGUGCCGUGGAGCCUGGGAGAGGUGGAGGGCGCGCUGAGGAAAGACCAGGAGCUGAUGGUGGGGAACCCUCCGCCGGAGAUCCUGGCGCGGCUGUCCGCGCUCGUCGGCCGGGCUCUGGUGAGGGUGGCCCGGGAGGCGCAGCGCCUCAGCCUGCGCUACGCCAAGUGCACCAAGCACGAGAUCCAAAGCGCCAUCAAGGUGGUGCUCUCGUGGACCAUCUCGGUGAACUGCAUCACGGCGGCUCUCAGCGCGCUGUCCCUCUACAACAUGAGCACGGGCGACAGGUUCAGCCGGGGCAAGUCCGCGCGCUGCGGCUUGGUCUUCUCCGUGGGCCGCUUCUUCAGGUGGAUGGUGGACAGCCGGGUGGCCCUGAGGAUCCACGAGCACGCGGCCAUCUACCUGACCGCCUGCGUGGAGAGCCUGUUCCGGGAGGUGUUCGGACGCGUGGUGCGCAGCGCGCUGGUGGAGAGGGACAACGGGAUCCCCAAGAUCACCCUGGAGUCCAUGGAGCAAGCCAUCAACGGGGACUCGGAGAUCUGGGGUCUGCUGCAGCCCUACCAGCACCUCAUCUGUGGCAAGAAUUCAAGUGGUGUGCUGAGCCUGCCGGACAGUUUGAACCUGCACCGGGACCAGCAGCGCUCGGGCCGAGGCGGCGAGGGUCACGGAUACACCCAGGCUGAGCUGCGCACGCUCGAACAGUCGCUGCUCGCCACCCGUGUGGGCAGCAUCGCCGAGCUGAGUGAUUUGGUGUCCCGGGCCAUGCUCCUCCUCCAGCCGCUGCACAUCAAGAACCCGAGCAACGGCACUCCGGUCCAUCAGAAGACCAACACUACGGUUCACUGGGAGCCCGAAGCCCUCUACACCCUGUGUUACUUCAUGCACUGCCCGCAGAUGGAAUGGGAGAACCCCAACAUUGAGCCAUCCAAAGUCACUUUACAAACUGAGAGGCCGUUCCUGGUGCUGCCUCCGCUGAUGGAGUGGAUCCGGGUGGCGGUGGCCCACACCGAACACCGACGGAGCUUCUCUGUGGACAGCGACGACGUGAGGCAGGCCGCCAGGCUGCUGCUGCCCGGCGUGGACUGCGAGCCGCGGCAGAUAAAAGCGGAGGAUUGUUUCUGUGCCACCAGGAAGCUGGACGCCGCCUCCACCGAGGCCAAGUUCCUGCAGGAUCUGGGCUUCAGGAUGCUCAACUGCGGGCGGACGGACCUGGUCAAGCAGGCCGUCAACCUGCUGGGGCCCGAUGGCAUCAACAGCAUGAGCGAGCAGGGAAUGACCCCCCUCAUGUACGCCUGCGUCCGCGGCGACGAGGCCAUGGUCCAGAUGCUUCUUGACGCCGGAGCCGACAUCAACAGCGAGGUGCCAAGCACAGUAAACAAGCACCCCUCAGUUUAUCCUGAAACGCGCCAGGCGACGCCACUCGCUUUCGCCGUGUUGCACGGACACGUCCCUGUCGUGCAGCUGCUGCUGGAUAAUAAAGCCAACGUGGAGGGCGCCCUGCAGGAUGGGGCGGAGAACUACACGGAGACGCCGCUCCAGCUCGCUGCUGCRGCAGGUAACUUUGAGUUGGUGAGCUUGCUUCUGGACAGAGGAGCCGACCCCAUGAUUGGUACAUUGUGUCGAAACGGCAUCUCCUCCGCCCCGCUGGGAGACAUGAACUCGUUCAGCCUGGCAGCGUCACACGGACACAGGAAUGUCUUUCGGAAGCUCCUGUCCCACUCGGAGAAGGAAAAGGGGGACGUGAUGUCCCUGGAGGAGAUCCUGGCCGAGGGUUCGGAGCCCGGAGAGAAGAGACUGGUUCCCCAGGCCAACUGUGGCGGGACGCUGCGAACAGGAAAGGCCAGACUGAGGGCCCUGAGAGAGGCCAUGUACCAUAGCGCAGAGCAUGGCCAUGUGGACAUCACCAUUGACAUCCGCAGCUUAGGCGUUCCCUGGACGCUGCACACCUGGCUCGAGUCCCUGCGCACCUGCUUCCUCCAGAACCGCCGGCCGCUGAUCCAGGGUCUGCUCAAAGACUUCAGCUGCAUCCAGGAGGAGGAGUACACGGAGGAGCUGAUCACGCACGGCCUGCCGCUCAUGUUCCAGAUCCUCCGAUCCAGCAAGAAUGAGGUGAUAAGCCAGCAGCUGUCAGUCAUUUUCACACAAUGCUACGGACCGUUCCCAAUCCCCAAACUGACAGAAAUCAAAAAGAAGCAGACCUCACGCCUGGACCCCCACUUCCUGAACAACAAAGAGAUGUCUGAUGUCACCUUCCUGGUGGAGGGGAAACCCUUUUAUGCACAUAAGGUUUUGCUGUUUACAGCGUCGCCCAGGUUCAAGUCUUUGCUCCAAAACAGGCCAGCAGCAGAAAACACCUGCAUUGAGAUCAGCCACGUCAAGUAUAAUAUAUUCCAUCUGGUCAUGCAGUACCUGUACUGCGGAGGCACUGAGUCCCUGCACAUACGCAACACCGAAGUGAUGGAGCUCCUGUCUGCAGCCAAGUUCUUCCAACUAGAGGCCCUUCAGAGACACUGUGAGAUCAUCUGCACCAAGAACAUCACCACCGAGACCUGCGUGGACCUUUACAAACACGCCAAGUUCCUCGGCGCCUCGGAGCUCACGGCUUUCAUCGAGGGCUACUUCCUGAAGAACAUGGUGCUGCUGGUGGAACUCGACAGCUUCAAGCAGCUUCUGUACGAACCUCCUCCUGCCGAGAGCCCCGCCUCCAGCCUGGCGUCCAGCCCCGGCAUCUGCUCCGACAUCCUGCAGGAGCUGGAGAAGACGCUGGCCACUCGCAUCCACUCCAUCCACCUCUCCACCUCCAAGGGCUCUGUGGUGUGACCCCCCCCCCCCCUCUCUCUCUCUCUCUCGCUCUCUCUCUCGAGCCCUCUGGUUCAACCGCAGCAUCUAUGUAACAUCAAACCCCGCCCACCUGCUGAAACAACAAGCUGUUAGAAGUUUUUAUUCUAGGCUGUCCCUUUAAUUCUGCUCCGUGCUGAUUUUUAACGACUGAAACUUGUUUUUUCUUAUUAUUAUUUUUGCCUUGACCUCCCGUCCUGCUCACUCCACACCCCGUCUAAUAAUAACCAGACCAGCUAGUGUCACCUAGACCCAAUAAACCACAUGCAUGAAUCCACARUUUACUGUUUUUCACUCAGAGGUUAGAGUUUCAGCUUGGUCAUCUCUCAGAAAGAAGAGACUUGGGUUUGAAGUUGAAGCGAUGGCAGCAAUGAACUCCAGGCCAGAACAGAACCUCUGCUCUACGACCCGUUCCAGUGACCCGUAGCAAAGCCAGCAGGCUUUUUUUUAGGUGGACUCGUGUGUGUUCCGUCCCGUCCGUUUUUUUGUGCUUGGACACAUCGUCACUGUGUUUACCGUCUGCCCGCGCGCAGAAACCAAAACCGAUCACAGGAACUUCCGCCGCGGCUGCGCUGAGUCGGACGAACAACGGCCCACUCAGAGAAAUCUAUGCUGACCCACCGCUGAAACACGGACGCUCCAACUGGGAAAUUAAAAUGUGUGGGUCUUUUUUAUUUUUAUUAUUAUUUAUUUUUUUUGCAUGACACCUCUUCAACAGAGCUGCCGUUAUGGUUUUUUUCAUUAACAGCUGACUUCAUGGACCAGUUUUUGAAACAAAAAUCGUUGCUAAUUAACUUGAAUCAGCUGCAGAUGGAAGCAGGAUUUGAGCAAUGGGCUUUAAAGCAAAGUGUAAAUAUCAAGUCUGAUUUGUCUUUUUACUUUCAUUUUUUUCUUUUUUUUUUUUUUUUUGUAAACCUGUAUAAAUUCUCCCACACCUGCUUGGCUGAUGACAAUACUGAACGUUUUUUUUCCCUGCUGUACGUCUCCGUUUAUGCAAAGUUGCAUGUUUGAUCCGUUUGUUCGACUCCUGUGUUUUMGCUUUGGGCGUGCUUUUUUUGUGUGCAGCACUGGGCUGAGUGGGUCCAGUCAAUGGGGGGAUUUUAACCUUCAUUUAUUUUGUGGAACAUUCCAAACGAUCAGAAAAUCCAGAUGCAUGUUGAUUUUCAUUUCUGCUCUGAACAUUCAGAUCAAUUCAGAUAUCUGGACUGAGUUUAAUGCACACAUUUAUGCUUGUAAUCUGUAGACUAACCCAUUAUCUGUGCUUAUUAACGCCUGCUUAUUAUCUCAGUCGCACUGGUUGUUUGAUCCAAUCAGAUGAUGGAAAUUAGGCCAAAUUAUAAACAAACAUCUUGGCUCAUAAUGGAUUUUAAAUCUUAGCCAUACAUUUAUUUUUCUUUGUGUUUUUUAAUAUUUUUAUUUCAUUCAAAGCCGGAAAUGUCACUUUUUUAGAGCUUUGCUGCCCCCUAGUGUUCGUUUUGGGGAAAACAUCGACCCUAAAAACAGUUUUAUGCAGUUGUAUAGUAUUUUAAUAAAAAUAAAAACAGCAAAUUUUAUGAAAACUCCUUUCUCUCAGAGGAACUCAAAGAAUAUCAAUGAAUGUAACAAAGUGGGAAAAGUCGAGAAAAUGUGCAAUUUCACCAAUCCAGCAGCAAACCAAAAUAAAUGUAACUGUUUUAAAAAGGCUUUCAAUGCAAAUGUCAUAGAUUUAAGUGUUUCAGACUUAAUAAAACAUGGUAGCACAUUUGAAAUUAAUUAUCUUUUUGGCCCAGUUUAAAGCUCUAUAAGAAAAAAUAUAUAUAUAUAUAAAUGAAUUUCUGUAAAUAGCUACAGAAUAUAGAUAUUUAACAGUUUUAUUUUCUUAUAUACAUACAUAGCACUAUAUAUUUUACUUUAUGUCAGCGCUUAUUUUGUUUUUUAAAAGCAAAAAAAAGAUGUGUAAAAAUAAAAAAUGCUUUAAAACCUUUAGAUUAAGCAAUAUCUCCAUUAGAUUUUAAUGAGCUAAAGUAUAAUUAACUGAAAGAGUCGUAAUUUAGAUAAAUGUGUGCGGAAAACAGCAAAAAAAAUUAUUGUUUAUUUACAUAUUCGUGGCAGCCCAUUGUGUAUGUUGUGUUUGUUUUGACCUGAGCUUUUCUGUGUCGAUAACAUGAACAAAUCAUGACAUAUUCCCAUAUUGUACUGCAUCAUUUCCACAUGAAAUGUAACUUAAGAUGCAAAGCAUUUGGUCUCCAUGAAGGUUUCUGAUGAUGUCAAGCACUUGUUAGUGCCGGUGUUUCUGUAGCCUCACGCAGUCGAAAUAUUUGUGAUCCAACAAUAAAACAUGAGAUUAAACUCAGACUUUAUGUUUUUAUUAGUCUAAAUGUGAUGCCAGUAGCAACAGGACUGACUUCAGCACCUAUCAAUUGUUUCGUUUUUUGUUUAGUUUUGUUUUUUUGUUGUUUUUUUAUUCCGAUUUGGCUCAAAGCCGGAGAGGAAAUGUCAGUUUGCAUGGCUCUUCUUGUUUAAUGUUGUUGGGAAUGUGUUCUGUGCAGCAGCUUUGCCUGAAAUACUCUCCUUUUAUUUGACUGAGCUUUGAUUAUGCUGCGUAUUUGUUCCUGUUAUCUCCCAUAGGCGCAGUGGAAAAACGCAUGGAAUCACUCAAAUCCACACUGGGGAUAAAAUUUAGCUCUGUUUUUAUUUAAUUUUGUUUUCAUUAUUUUGCAGGGGUUUGGUUUCCUUUGAUGAGAACAUGUAAAUUGUAAAAAAAUAUAUAUAUGAAGAAUAAAUUAUACAUGGUGUGCGAAGCAGAGAUCUGGUAGAGUAUAACAACAAAGAGGAAUGUUACACUCAUGCUACAGUUUCUGUCAUUCCAUGACAUGCUAUUGUGGACAGCUAAUAAAGACCACAGUUUGAAACACC
Messenger RNA from Austrofundulus limnaeus, 6556 nucleotides. RefSeq names its product ankyrin repeat and BTB/POZ domain-containing protein BTBD11-A. Gene Ontology annotation, cellular component: nucleosome. The record is from RefSeq and is a predicted model, not a curated record. Gene Ontology annotation, molecular function: protein heterodimerization activity; DNA binding; structural constituent of chromatin. Bases 551 to 3643 code for a protein of 1030 amino acids. NCBI's taxonomy places the organism in Eukaryota, Metazoa, Chordata, Actinopteri, Cyprinodontiformes, Rivulidae. The transcript has 17 exons.